GGAGACUCUAAAGAGCACUUUAGCUGAGUCAUCUGAUAUCCCAGUCUGGCUCAUUGCCACUAAGGGUCAUAAUGGAGUGGUGGGAAUGGUGAACUGCCUCAGACAGGAGCCCGGAGGCAACCGUAUACGGUGUGCAUUUGUUUCUAAUCUAAGUAAGGAUGCUGAAGUCCCCUCACUUGUUCCUACCCAAAAGGAAAUGAAGGCAUUACUAAAGAAGGAUCUGGUCAUGAACGUGUAUCGUGACGGACAGUGGGGUGUUUUUAGACACCAGUUGUUAACACAAGAUCUUAGCGAGGAGUUGACAGAGCAGGCCUACGUCAAUGUCCUGACUCGCGGUGAUCUUUCAUCGCUGAGAUGGAUCGCUUCCCCGCUGCGUCAUUUUAUCCCAUCCAAUCCCAACGUGCAGCUCUGCCGUGUUUACUACUCCUCCCUCAACUUCAGAGACAUCAUGCUGGCCACUGGCAAACUGCCUCCAGAUGCCAUCCCUGGAGACAUAGCGCUGCAGCAAUGCAUGCUGGGAAUGGAGUUUUCAGGGCGAGACCCCAGUGGACGACGUGUAAUGGGUUUGCUGCCAGCGAAAGGUCUAGCCACAUGUGUGGAUGCAGACAAGCACUUCCUUUGGGAUGUUCCAUCUAGCUGGACACUGGAGCAGGCCGCCUCUGUUCCAGUGGUGUACGCUACCGCAUAUUAUUCGCUAGUGGUGCGAGGGCGUCUGAGGCCUGGAGAAAGUGUGCUGAUCCAUUCAGGCUCUGGAGGGGUGGGACAGGCCGCUAUUGCUAUUGCACUUAGUAUGCGCUGCCGAGUCUUCACAACUGUCGGUUCUGGAGAGAAGAAGGCGUACCUGCAGGAAAGAUUCCCACAGCUUACAGCGGAAUCUUUCGCUAAUUCUAGAGACGCCUCCUUUGAACCUCAUGUAAUGCUCCAGACUCAAGGCAAAGGAGUUGAUUUGGUACUAAACUCCCUAGCUGAAGAGAAGCUGCAGGCCAGCUUGCGUUGUUUGGCCAGACAUGGGCGUUUCCUGGAGAUCGGCAAAUAUGACCUUUCUAACAACACACCACUAGGUAUGGCUCUGUUCCUAAAGAACGUGGCCUUCCACGGCAUACUGCUGGAUGCUUUGUUUGAGGAGGGGAACAGGGAAUGGGAGGAGGUAUCUGAGCUUCUGAAGAAGGGAAUUGCUAGUGGUGUCGUACAGCCAUUACGUACCACUGUCUUUGAGAGGAACCAGGUGGAGGAUGCCUUCCGCUACAUGGCUCAGGGCAAACACAUCGGCAAAGUCCUGCUGCAGGUACGUUCAGAGGAGACGAGCAGCACUGUUCCUGCAGCCUCUGCUCUUUCUCUUCCCGCUAUCUGCCGUACCUUCUUCCCUGCCUCUCUCUCAUACAUCAUCACGGGAGGUCUGGGUGGUUUCGGCUUGGAGUUGGCCCAAUGGCUCACUGAGAGAGGUGCUCGUAAACUGGUGCUGACAUCACGUUCUGGCAUCCGCAAUGGUUAUCAAGCCAAGCGUGUUCGGGAGUGGCAGGCCAUGGGCAUCCAGAUCCUCGUGUCCACUAGUGAUGUCAGCUCAAUGGCAGGGACGAAGCGUCUCAUCAGUGAGGCCUGCCGCUUGGGUCAAGUUGGUGGCAUCUUCCACCUUGCCAUGGUCCUCAAAGACGGCAUGCUGGAGAAUCUGACCCCACA
This is a messenger RNA of Sinocyclocheilus grahami, 1677 nucleotides long. Its product is annotated as fatty acid synthase-like. The transcript has 12 exons. Lineage: Eukaryota; Metazoa; Chordata; Actinopteri; Cypriniformes; Cyprinidae. Gene Ontology annotation, molecular function: fatty acid synthase activity; oxidoreductase activity. Gene Ontology annotation, cellular component: cytoplasm. The annotation marks the transcript as partial. Gene Ontology annotation, biological process: fatty acid biosynthetic process. The record is from RefSeq and is a predicted model, not a curated record.